AUGGUGGUAUUGUGGACGGCGAACACCGAAAGAUACAGCAAUGUGGUGUUUGGUCUUAACGACACGACGGAGAAUCUAAUGUCAUCUUUGGACAAGAACGAAUCUGAGAUUUCUCCUUCUACACUUUACGCCAUUGCUUGUGUUCUCGAGAACGUUCCUUUUAUCAAUGGAAGCCCACAAAACACUUUUGUCCCUGGGAGAAAUAGCUUGAUCGGUGGUGAUGACUUCAAGAGUGGUCAGACCAAGAUGAAAUCAGUCCUUGUCGAUUUCCUUGUCGGGGCUGGAAUCAAAGUAUCCAACGUCGAGUCGAUAGUGAGUUAUAACCACCUUGGGAACAACGACGGCAUGAACUUGUCCGCGCCACAAACAUUCCGAUCAAAGGAGAUAUCGAAGAGCAAUGUUGUCGACGAUAUGGUUGCUAGCAACGGAAUUCUGUACGAGCCUGGUGAACACCCUGACCAUGUUGUCGUCAUUAAGUAUGUGCCGUAUGUAGGGGACAGCAAGAGAGCAAUGGACGAGUACACAUCAGAGAUAUUCAUGGGAGGGAAGAACACGAUUGUGAUGCACAACACUUGUGAAGACUCUCUUUUAGCUGCUCCUAUUAUUUUGGACCUUGUUCUUCUCGCCGAUCUCACUACUCGAAUCCAAUUCAAAGGCGAAAACGAGGGAAAGUUCCAUUUUUUCCAUCCUGUGGCUACUAUCUCAAAGGCACCAUUGGUUCCACCCGGCACGCCAGUUGUGAACGCUUUGUCGAAACAGCGUGCAAUGCUUGAGAACAUACUAAGGGCUUGUGUUGGACUUGCUCCUGAGAACAACAUGAUUUUCGAGUACAAGUGA
Molecule: messenger RNA, 837 nt
Organism: Arabis nemorensis
Lineage: Eukaryota; Viridiplantae; Streptophyta; Magnoliopsida; Brassicales; Brassicaceae
Source: the annotation of a GenBank genome assembly